Messenger RNA from Corticium candelabrum, 464 nucleotides. RefSeq lists its product as uncharacterized. The transcript has 5 exons. The coding region runs from base 81 to 464 and encodes 127 amino acids. The record is from RefSeq and is a predicted model, not a curated record. NCBI's taxonomy places the organism in Eukaryota, Metazoa, Porifera, Homoscleromorpha, Homosclerophorida, Plakinidae.
CUGACCAUGAAUAGUAAACAAUUUUUGUUGCUGUGUGUCAUCACUUUGUAAUUUCAUUGGUGUUGUCAUGCAGUUAUCCUAUGCAAUGGGGUAGGGUUACAAUUGUUGAAGCAGGUACUGAAGAGCAUCUCUACCUUGCAGAUGAAAUAUCACCAAUCACAGUUGUGACAAAACGAAAUGGUACUGUCAUUGAGCUGGAGGGUUCUGCCUCUACUGAGGUUUAUACUGAUGUUUUAAACAAUGUGUUCUAUUUUAACUGGGAGAUCGAUAAGACAGAAGCCACAGAAACAAUAGUUAAAUUUGAAGUGUCUGAUGGUGUCCAUGUCAGCUUUUUCAUUGUGCGAAUUUCAUUUUGUUUCUUUGGUUUCAAGUCGAUCAUGAAGAUAGAUUGUCACUUUCUUACUGCUUUCAACAAAUUUGCAUUCUGUCCAAGGAGAACCGAUUGGAUUGCUGAAUUUGUUUGA